This is a messenger RNA of Silurus meridionalis, 2661 nucleotides long. It is a transcript of the gene slc50a1, whose product is annotated as solute carrier family 50 member 1. Bases 153 to 809 code for a protein of 218 amino acids. The transcript has 6 exons. Gene Ontology annotation, cellular component: membrane. The record is from RefSeq and is a predicted model, not a curated record. Gene Ontology annotation, molecular function: sugar transmembrane transporter activity. Gene Ontology annotation, biological process: carbohydrate transport. NCBI's taxonomy places the organism in Eukaryota, Metazoa, Chordata, Actinopteri, Siluriformes, Siluridae.
UCCGCGCGUAGGAGUACGCAGCCUCCAGAAUACAAACACGGAAAUACAGAGUGUAGACGUCAACUGUGCCUGUAGCUUUAGAAGUUAAAAAAAAAAUACAUAGAAAAAGUGUGCGAUAAUUAUUGGUGAAGGACACGUUUUGUUCCCGUUCUAUGGAUUUUCUGCAGUUGUUAUCAUGGGCGUGCAUCGUGUUCACCAUCGGCAUGUUCUCUACAGGACUGACCGACCUGAAGAAAAUGCGAGCCACUCAAAGUGCCGAUAGCGUCCAGUUCCUGCCUUUCCUCACCACGUGCUUAAAUAAUUUAGGCUGGCUGUACUAUGGUGUGCUGAAAAACGAUGGCACCGUGAUGCUCGUUAAUUCCAUCGGCGCCUCUCUGCAGUGUCUGUAUAUUUUCACCUACUUCCAUUACGCCAAAGAGAAGAGGAAUGUGUUUGUGCAGACACUGGGCAUGGUGUGCUUGCUGUGUGUCUCGUGGGUGUAUUUCAGCAUGAUCGUUCCCCCGGGAAGCAUUCAGCUUUCGCACCUCGGCCUGGCCUGCAGCGUCUUCACAAUCACCAUGUACCUGUCGCCGCUCGCCGACCUGCUGGAUAUAAUACGCACUCGUUCAGUGGAGCGUUUGUCCUUCUCCCUCACUGUCGCCACCUUCUUUACAUCCACCUCCUGGACCCUGUAUGGCCUCCAGCUAGGGGAUUACUAUAUUAUGGUGCCUAAUACACCUGGUAUUGCAACAAGUCUCAUCCGGUUCCUCCUCUUCUGGUUAUUCAACUCUACUCAAGACAAGCCGUCCUACAAAUCCUUACAGAUCUAAGCAGAUCGAUUUAAGUCACCAAGUGCCUUAGCCACAUUUCCUAGGCCAAUCAAAGCCAAAUCUCCAGUCACCUCUUACAUCACUUCCUUGACCUUACAUCACUUCCUUGACCUUACAUCACUUCCUUGACCUUGUCCUUAGACCAUUUACAUAGAAGGUUUUUUUCGUCUGCACACGAUAUUGCUAUCAGCAGAAUUCAAACAAUCCAGAGAGAAAUAAGUCGGCGGUUAUAGUAUUCCGCUGGUAUGAUAUUAAGUUCAACUCCAGGCUUUCUCUCAGUUCCACUACCAUUCAAAUUAACCCUUAAAUGCUUUGGGGUGUUUGUUCACACCGUGACCCCAAUUUAAAAAUCAGACUACGGGGAAAGUUCCCCAAACCAUAUUUGACGUUUGGAUUUAAAAAUGACACCUCAAGAGUGUUUUGCUAACAGAUAAGAGCAAUUAAAUGGAAUUGCAGAUUAGAUUUUGGCAUCCUGAAGUUUUCCUGAAGGCUAUUGUUUUAUACAAACAUGCACUAUUAAUUUGCCAAUUUAUCUCUAUUUUCUAAUCCUGUAAAUGCCUUAAGGUGAUAAUUGUAUAGUUGUUGUAUAGUAUGUUAUGUACUGAGCUACAAUAACAUGUGCAUAUACAUAUACAUACACUAUAUGCACAAAAGCUUGUGACACUUGACCAUUACCAUUAUUUGCUAUUUGCCGUUAUGCUAAUCUCCACUCUUCUGGGCAGAUGUUCCAUUAGAUGUUGGUGGGUGCUAGUGGACUUUUUUAAUCAUUCAGGCACAACGAAUGUGUUAGUUAAGUCAGGUACUGAUGUAGUGCGAGGAGUCCUGGGGGGCAGCCAGCGUUCUAAUUCAUUCGGGUUGAGGUCAGAGGUUUGUAACAAGAUAUGUAAAACAUAUCUUUACUUUGCACCCAGGGAUAUUGUCAUGUUGAAAAAGGUUUGGGUCUCCUGGUUCAAGUGUAGAAAAAAAAUGUCUGCUACUGCAUCCAAAGACAUCUAAUACAAUUGUGUACUAAUUAUGUGGAAACAGUUUGGGAAAUAACCACCUAUGGCCUAUUAAUAAGCAAAUAGAUAAAUAGAAAAGAGGCGAAAUUAAAACUUUUUAUGCAACACAUUUAUUUAUGACAUCCUUACAUAACUUUUAAUUGCUAAACAUUUGUUUUACUGAUGCGUCAAGUCUCAAAUCAAGCACCAAACUCCGCCAUGAUGCAAACGUGCGGCAAUUAAAACCGUCCGUGCGGAAACAGCAAAAGUUCUGUUUGGUGUCCAGAUGAUUUACCCAAUUUAAAAGCAACAUAAUUGAAAACGUUUACAAGAAUAUUUUGUGUUAAUACUCUGUGUUGAGUUUGGUAUCACUAAUAAAAAACAUACAUUUGCAUAAAGCAAAAAAAAAUUUAAAUAAAAUUAUAAAUACACAUACACACACUAUAUUGGCAAAAUAUUUAUUUGCGUAUUAUAUUUGGGUCACCUGAACUUUCCUGCUGUAUGUGGUUAUUUUCCAAACUGUUACCACAAAGUCUUUAAAUGCGCUCUAAUACAUUUUUGCAUUUACUUGAAUUCAGAAACCCAAACCUGUACCAGCAAUGCCCCAGUGCACAAAGUAAGCUCCUUGAAGAUCUAGUUUACAUGCUAUGGAGAGGAAGAUCUUGAGUGGGCUUCUGUAGAGCUCUGGUCUCAUCCCUACUGAACACCUUUGGGAUGAAUUGUAACGAAGACUGCUGAACGCUAACGUACAUCAGUACCUGCCUUUCAUAAUACCCUUGUGGCUGAUGAACACAAAUAUCCAUAAGCAACUCCCUAAUCCAGUGGAACAUUUUCCCAGAAGAGUGAGGGGAAUUAUAAGAGCAAAUUGUAAA